GUGCUAGUUUCUAAAUAAAGCCUCGAGAAAGGCGCUCAUUACCAAAGGUCCGAAUUGUGCGAUCGCGCUUACGAGCCCAGUUUGUGUUGUGUUUUAUUUUCAUUAAUUGUCCUCACAGUGUUAGCGUUUCAGCGUAAACAGCACUAAACAACAAUGAGUGACGCCGAGAAGGAAUUCGUCGAGAGGGAGUCCCGUUCUGCCUCUAGGAGCAGAAGUCCUAGAGGAUCUGGUAAAUCGGCAAGUCGCUCACCAGAUCGCUCGCCUGCUCGCUCCAAAGAGGGUUCACAUCACUCCCGCUCCAAGUCCCGCUCUCGCUCCAGGUCCAAGACUAGAUCUCGAUCUCACCGGAGUUCCCGUAGACAUUAUAGCCGUUCCCGCUCCCGCUCUCACUCACGCCGAAGACGUUCUCGCAGUCGCUCCUACAGCAGCGAAUACCGUCGCCGCCACAGUCACAGUCACUCUCCUAUGUCAAGCCGUAGACGUCAUGUUGGUGACAGGGCAAACCCAGACCCAAACUGCUGCCUGGGAGUGUUCGGGUUGAGCUUGUACACCACAGAGAGGGACCUCAGGGAGGUCUUUUCCAAGUAUGGCCCUCUGAGUGAUGUCAGCAUUGUGUAUGAUCAGCAGUCUCGACGCUCCAGGGGCUUUGCCUUUGUUUACUUUGAGAACAGAGAAGAUUCCAAAGAGGCUAAAGAGCGUGCAAAUGGAAUGGAGCUGGAUGGCCGCAGAAUCAGAGUCGAUUACUCAAUUACAAAGAGGCCACACACACCUACUCCUGGAAUUUAUAUGGGUAGACCCACAUACGGUGGAGGGCCGAGCGUGAGCCGACGCCGUGAUAAUUACGAUCGUGGUUAUGAACGAGGAUACGAUCGCUAUGAAGAGCGUGACUAUUACAACAGCAGCAGGUCCUACAGGAGAAGGUCUCCGUCUCCUUACUACAACCGGGGACCAUACAGAUCAAGAUCACGCUCUCGCUCCUACUCCCCACGUCACUACUGAAAGUGGAUUUUGAGUGCUCCACUUGAAGAUAAUGACAAUGAUGUUGACAACGUAGAUGUUUAUUUCUGGUGCCAUGAGUUUAGAUGUACUUUAAACUCUGUUCCAUCUAUUUCUUACCUAAAGGGUUUAAUGUGACUUUGGACAGUCUGGAUGUUUGAGUAGUUGGAUAAAUAUUUUUGCACUGUGUUUUUGUUUCAUUUUGUCUGAUGCUGAGCUUCUUACUUUUGUUUUAUGUAAUGUGGUAAAGUGUCCAGCUCACACCCCAUUAUGUUUUUAUGCAUUUUAGGCUUAGCAGUGGUCUUGCAAUAAACUGCUUUAUAUACCUCUUA
Paramisgurnus dabryanus is the source of this 1328-nucleotide messenger RNA. The record is from RefSeq and is a predicted model, not a curated record. NCBI's taxonomy places the organism in Eukaryota, Metazoa, Chordata, Actinopteri, Cypriniformes, Cobitidae.